This is a messenger RNA of Rubroshorea leprosula, 2119 nucleotides long. The record is from the annotation of a GenBank genome assembly. Lineage: Eukaryota; Viridiplantae; Streptophyta; Magnoliopsida; Malvales; Dipterocarpaceae.
CACCCAAUACGCCGUAGCCAAAUCGCACAUAAGCAAGUUACUCUUUCUCUCUCAAAAAAACACUUUCGUUAUUUUAUAUAUAUCUCUGUUAUAGAGAGAGAAAGUAAGUAAAAAUAUAAAAAAAAAAAACUCUCAAAGUUGCGGAAAACGAGACAUUGAAGUGGGGGAAAUUGUAACACCACUCGUAAGAGUUUUUGUUGUUUUUUUUCUAAGUUUCGAAAUUCUCAACUCUCACGGACUUCCUCAUUGUAACCGUCCCUGUAUCGAGCUUCGCAGCUGCUGCUACUACCGAGUUCAGUCAGGAUGUUAGAGAAGAUGGAAAUUCUGGAUGUGGAUGAAGUAAUAGAGGAGUUUGAAGAAAUUACCAAGAACGCUGAGAGGGUUCAGAGAGAGACCCUGAAGAAGAUUUUGGAAGAAAAUGGGUCUGCAGAGUAUUUACAGAAUUUUGGUCUAAAUGGAAGGACCGAUCCUGAUAGCUUCAAGGCCUGUGUGCCGCUUGUUACUCACAAGGACCUGGAAUCAUAUAUUCAGCGAAUUAUGGACGGUGAUAAUUCAUUGGUUCUCACUAGAAAGCCAAUAACUACUAUGUCUUUGAGUUCUGGUACCACCCAAGGGAAGCCCAAAUAUGUUCCCUUCAAUGAUGAAUUGAUGGACACAACUUUGCAGAUAUACCGUACUUGCUAUGCCUUUAGAAACAAAGAAUUCCCUAUUACAAAUGGAAAGGCCCUGAAUUUCAUCUACAGCAGCAAGCAGAGCCUAACAAAAGGGGGAUUGGCAGCUGGAACUGCAACUACAAAUGUCUUCCGCAAUGCACGGUACAAAAAUGCAAUGAGAGCAAUGCAGUCCCAAUCCUGCAGCCCUGAUGAAGUGAUAUUUGGUCCGGAUUUCCAGCAGUCACUAUAUUGCCAUCUUUUAUGUGGCCUACUCUUCUCGGAUGAGAUUGAGUCAGUGUCCGCACCCUUUGCUUACAGCAUUGUUUAUGCAUUCCGAACCUUUGAACAAGUAUGGGAGGAGCUCUGUGCUGAUAUACGAGAUGGGAUCCUUACAAGCCGGAUCACUACCCCAUCCCUCCAAAAUGCCAUGUCAAAACUUCUGAAGCCAAAUCCUGAAUUGGCUGAUUUGAUCCAAAAAAAAUGUUCAGGACUGAGCAAUUGGUAUGGAUUGAUACCUGAACUUUUUCCCAAUGCAAAGUACAUCUAUGGGAUCAUGACUGGGUCAAUGGAGCCUUAUAUUAAAAAACUAAGGCAUUACGCAGGGUAUCUGCCUCUUGUAACUGCUUAUUAUGGUGCUUCUGAAGGGUGGAUUGCAGCAAAUGUGAACCCAAAAUUGUCCCCUGAACUGGCCACUUAUGCUGUGCUUCCUCAUAUUGGAUACUUUGAAUUCAUUCCUCGUAGGGGAAAUGUUGACCCCUUGGAGCAAGAGAAAGAGGAGUCAACUUUCUUCUAUACAGAGCCAAAGCCAGUUGGUCUGACUGAAGUCAAGAUUGAUGAAGAGUACGAGAUCGUUAUCACCAAUUUUGCAGGUUUAUACCGCUACAAGCUAGGAGAUGUGGUCAAGGUUACAGGGUUCCAUAACUCGACACCGGAACUCAAAUUUGUGUGCCGAGGAAACCUCAUGCUCAGCAUAAACAUUGACAAGAACACAGAGAAAGACUUGCAGCUUGCAGUCGAAGCAGCUGCCAUGUUAAUAGCAGAAGAAAAGCUAGAAGUCGUUGAUUUCACAAGCCAUGUGGAUGUAUCAACCGACCCUGGUCACUAUGUAAUCUUCUGGGAAAUUAGUGGCCAGGCGAGCGAGGAAGUAUUGCAAGGAUGCUGCAACUGCUUGGAUCGUUCUUUUGUGGAUGCCGGCUAUGUCAGUUCUCGCAAGGUCAAGACUAUAGGGCCUCUGGAGCUCCGAGUUGUCCAUAGAGGAACUUUCCAGAAGAUAAUGGAACAUUACCUAGGAGUAGGAACUGCCGUCAGUCAGUUCAAGACACCAAGAUGCGUAGGUCUGACAAACAAUAAGGUGUUACAGAUCUUGUGUAACAAUGUUGCUCAGAGUUAUUUCAGCACUGCUUUUGGCUAAAAAAAUGUCUGAAAAAAAUAUAAAUAAAUAAAUAAAAUAAAAAAGAGGCAAUUUU